AAAAUUAUUAGAGUUGGUGAAACAAACAUUUGCAAAAAAAACAAAAGUCUCGAGAUUGAGAAAGAUUCAAUUUUCAAUGGAGAAAGUGAAUCAAACCUUCUUCUUGUCUCAUGGAUCUCCAACUUUAAGCAUAGACGAUACCUUAGAAGCAAGACAAUUCUUCAAAUCAUGGACUCACAAAGUUCUUCCUCAAAAACCCAAAUCGAUUUUAGUCAUCUCUGCUCAUUGGGACACCAAAUUCCCAUCUGUCAACACUGUUCUUCAUAACAACACGAUCCACGAUUUCUCUGGCUUCCCUGAUCCUAUGUACAAGUUGAAAUAUGAAGCACCAGGAGCAAUUGAAUUAGGGAAGAGGGUUAAAGAGUUGUUAAUGAAAGAAGGAGGAAUGAAACGUGUUGAUGAAGAUACAAAGAGAGGACUUGAUCAUGGUGCUUGGGUUCCUCUUAUGUUGAUGUAUCCAGAAGCCGAUAUACCGAUUUGUCAACUCUCUGUUCAAUCAAAUCAAAAUGGGAGUUAUCAUUAUAAUAUGGGUAAAGCAUUGGCUUCAUUGAAAGAUGAAGGUGUUCUUAUCAUUGGCUCUGGAAGUGCUACUCAUAACUUGAGGAAGCUUGAUUUCAAUAUCACUAAUGGCUCAUCGAUUCCUUGGGCUUUGGAGUUUGAUCAUUGGCUUAGAGAUUCUUUACUUCAAGGAAGGUAUGGAGAUGUGAAUGAGUGGGAAGAGAGAGCUCCGAAUGCAAAAAUGGCGCAUCCGUUGCCCGAGCAUUUGUACCCGUUACACGUCGCGAUGGGUGCAGCUGGUGAAGAUGCAAAGGCAGAGCAAAUCCAUACAAGUUGGCAACUUGGUACCUUGUCUUAUUCUUCUUAUAGCUUCACUUCUUCCCCUUAGAAGAACAUUUUAAACUUUAUCUCCUUCACUUGUCUUUGACUAAGCUUUUGUGUGUUCAUUUCUCUCUUUAAUAAUCCAAAUCCUGUAUUGUAUACAAAUACAAAUCCUUUAUGUUCUAUAAUGUAUGAAUAUGUCAUGUGAAUUUCAAUAAAUUGUGUUCUUUGUA
Molecule: messenger RNA, 1052 nt
Organism: Arabidopsis arenosa
Lineage: Eukaryota; Viridiplantae; Streptophyta; Magnoliopsida; Brassicales; Brassicaceae
Source: the annotation of a GenBank genome assembly